This is a messenger RNA of Menidia menidia (Atlantic silverside), 2697 nucleotides long. NCBI's taxonomy places the organism in Eukaryota, Metazoa, Chordata, Actinopteri, Atheriniformes, Atherinopsidae. The record is from the annotation of a GenBank genome assembly.
AUGGCAGUAGUCAUCAGGCUGCAGGGUCUGCCGAUAGUGGCCGGCACCAUGGACAUCAGACACUUCUUCUCUGGCCUCACCAUCCCUGACGGGGGAGUGCACAUCGUGGGGGGCGAGCAUGGUGAAGCUUUCAUCGUGUUUGCUACCGAUGAGGAUGCUCGACUAGGGAUGAUGCGAACAGGCGGGUCCAUCAAAAGCUCCAAGGUGUCGUUGUUACUGAGUAGUAAAACAGAAAUGCAGAACAUGAUCGAACUAAGCCGCCGUAGAUUUGAGGCUGGAGCAGGAGCCGCCGAGAUGGCCGCACCUACCGCAGGCAACUCUAAUCGACAACCAAGCGGAUCUUCCAUACCAACAGUGCAGUCGGGGGCUGGAGGAAGAACCAGUGGCCAUGGAAAUCAGGGUUUCAGUAACACGCAAGUUACAGUGACGGCAGCAAGCUCCUCUCAAGAACAACCAGGCAACAAAGCAGCAACCAGCUUGGCCACUGUGGUACCAAGCUUUCCCAAUAGCUAUAGUUCAACCCCUACAAUCACUACAGCUCUUGCCUCACUCAAUGCAGGUCCUCCUCCGAUCCCUCCACUUCCCAAUAUGCCAUCCAUGCCACCUAUGCCCACACUGCCCACAUUACCAGUUCCUCCUCCUGGUUCUUCCCUCCCCCCUGUUCCUAAUGUCUCCCCCUUAUCCCAAGGACCUCCAGUGCCACCCAUGUCCCAUCUCCCUCAUAUGUCCUCCCUACCUCCUUUUAACCCAUCCCUACCUCCACCGGGAGGACUGGGCUCUGGACUCCCGCUGGGAACCCCCAAUCACAUGCUCUUCAACCCUCUCUCGCCAUUGGCCUCACUUGGGCUUCAGGCCCACAUGAAGGCUGCAGCUGCUGCUGCAGCGUCUGGGGCCGGAGCAACCAAUCCGGAUGAGUUUUUUGUUCUUCUGCAAAACCUCCCAUUUUCUUGCUCGGAGAUGGAAGUAAGGGAUUUUUUUCGGGGUCUAGGGGUGGAUGGGGUUCGCCUGCUAAGAGAUGGGCACGGUCGGCCAAAUGGCAGGGCCAUGGUCAAGUUCUUCACACCCCAUGACAGUUUUGAGGCUUUGAAGCGAGGAGGAGGCAUGAUGGGCCAAAGAUUCAUUGAAUUUGCCCCAGGCUCCGAGCGUCAGUGGGCCAGCCUUGUUGACAGUGGAUUAAGCCAUGCUCCUCACAAUAGCAACAAGUCAAAUAAUAUUAAUGAACCACCGGAUCAUCAGCACCGCCGUGGUAAUGCUGGGACAGGAGGCAGAGAUCAAAGAGAAAGGUCACGCUCUCCACACAGGCAGGAGUACUGUGUCUAUCUGAAAGGCCUUCCUUAUGAGGCUGACAAAAAGCAGAUUAAAGAUUUCUUUAAGAAUUUGGCCAUCAUAGAUGAUAGCAUCUACAUAGCAUAUGGGCCGAAUGGGCGCGCUACAGGAGAGGGCUUCCUUGAGUUCAAAUGUGAGCAGGACUAUAAAAGUGCUCUCAGUGCUCACAUGCAGUACAUGGGCUCCCGUUUCAUCCAGGUUCACCCAAUCAGCCGAAAGGGAACGCUAGAAAAGAUCGAUGCCAUUCGCAAACGUGAAUCGGCACAGGGUGAUGGCAAGAACCAGGACGGCUUGAAAACGCCAAGGAAUUGCGCCCACAUUUCCAACAUCCCUUACAACAUCUCCAAGAAAGAUGUCCGUGCCUUUUUGGAUGGCGUGGGCCUCUACGAGGACACCCUAAAGGUCCUGACUGAUACCCAUGGCAAUGGUUUAGGGCAAGCCGUCUUCCAGCUGCGAACAGAGGAGGAUGCCCGCAAAGCCGAAAGGCUGCACCGGCAAAAACUCAAUGGCCGUGAUGCCUUUGUUCAUUUGGUUACUUUUGAUCAGAUGAAGGAAAUCGAGCGAAAUCCUCCACCUCAAAACAAGAGGGGCCAGCGCAAUCAAAACCAGAACCCGCACCAACAAACCCAGGCCAGUCCCCAGCAGCCCCAGAUAAAUCCUUUUGCUGGGAUUAGUGGAGAGGAGUUUAACUUUCUCCGAAAUACCAUGGGUAACCUCAGUGGUGCCCCCUUUGUGACUCCGUUUUCUGCCCCAGGUAAUGGGCUGGCAGGCCCACCUCCUCUCCCUCCACUGGCUGCAGGGCUGGGAGAGGUGAAUCUGGGCGUGGCUCCUCCUUUAGUUGCAGGAAUUCCUGGAGCGCCCAUCCUGGAGCCACCAGGAUUUCGACCUGGAGCUGCCGGAGGAGCUCCAUUUGGUCAGGAUGGACUGAGAGGCCUGGUGCCAUUUGAGAAUGCCAAUCGAAAAGCAGGUGGAGCGGGACAAAAUAGAGGAGGAGGAGCCAACAACAACCAGGGGCGCCAGGGUGGCGGAGCACCCGGUGCACAACAGGUUUUCACUCCAGGGGCUGAAGGUCUGCGCAAUCCGCCAGCUCCAGGAGGAGCCAACAAUCCCAGCCACCAGCGCGCUCCUCCCGGCCCAACGGUCGUAAAGCUUCAGAACAUGCCGUUCACUGUAACCGUUGACGAAAUCAUGGACUUCUUCUAUGGCUACCAGGUUCUGCCGGGCUCAGUUUGCUUACAGUUCAGUGAAAAGGGCAUGCCAACUGGUGAGGCUAUGGUGGCUUUUCAGAACCACGAGGAAGCCACCGCCGCAGUCAUGGACCUCAAUGAUAGACCUAUCGGCGCACGCAAAGUCAAAAUAAGCCUGGGUUAA